AUGUUGCGUCAGGCUCUCUCUACCUCCUCCCGAGUCCUGCGCUCAGCCCCGCGCUUGACAGCCAGCCAGCCGGCGCUACGGACUCGAUUCCAGCCAGCCCCUGCGGCGUGGUCAUUAAGAACGACCCAGCCAGCUGUCGCGAGGUGGUAUAGCGAUGCCAAGGAGGCUCCCGCAGAGGGAGACGAAGCCGAGGCCAAGGACGAUGCCGGGGAGCCGGAUGCUGUGGCUGAGCUGAAGAAGUCUUUAGAGGCAAAGGAUGCUGAAGCUCGUGACUGGAAGCUUGAGCAGGAUAAAUGCAUGCGCACCGUUGCCGACUUCCGCAACCUGCAAGACCGCACCCAGCGCGAGGUCAAGACGGCUCGAGAAUUCGCCAUUCAAAAGUUCGCCAAGGACCUCGUCGAGAGCGUCGACAACCUGGACCGCGCCUUGACCAUGGUCCCGCCUGAGAAGCUCACUGCCAAGGACGAAGGCUCCCAGGACCUCGUCAACCUGUACGACGGCCUCAAGAUGACUGAGAACAUCCUUAUGCAGACUCUUGCCAAGCACGGCCUGGAGCGGCUAGACCCUGAAGGCGACAAGUUCAACCCCAACGAGCACGAGGCCACCUUUAUGGCUCCCCAGCCCGACAAGGAGAACAACCUCGUCUUCCACGUGCAGCAGAAAGGCUUCAAGCUCAACGGCCGGGUUUUGCGCGCCGCCAAGGUCGGCGUCGUCAAGAACGCUUGA
This is a messenger RNA of Metarhizium album ARSEF 1941, 726 nucleotides long. Its product is annotated as mitochondrial co-chaperone GrpE. The transcript has 2 exons. Gene Ontology annotation, biological process: protein import into mitochondrial matrix; protein folding. Gene Ontology annotation, cellular component: PAM complex, Tim23 associated import motor. NCBI's taxonomy places the organism in Eukaryota, Fungi, Ascomycota, Sordariomycetes, Hypocreales, Clavicipitaceae. The record is from RefSeq and is a predicted model, not a curated record. The coding region runs from base 1 to 726 and encodes 241 amino acids. Gene Ontology annotation, molecular function: protein homodimerization activity; adenyl-nucleotide exchange factor activity; protein-folding chaperone binding.